UGUUCAGUCUGUCUUAUCCCAUGAAUAUGAGCACGCACACUCACAGAUUGCAGGAAAACCUCAGGAUAAUGGUGCUAGGAAUAACUUUUUUCUUUAAAAAACAGCAAAUGUGAAAUAUGAGAUUUUCCACAGUUCUUUUUUUGCUUUUACUUCACAGAUGUAUUUUCUAGAUGAAGACACUUUUUCAAGUUUCAGUAAAAUUUCUUGAUAAAGAUGCCCAGCCAAAGAAAGUAAACUCUCCUGUAGAGGAAUUUAUGUAACUGCAACAGGACAGAGACACCUUAAGCAUACAUAUACAUGCUGGAGGAAGCCGCAACAUAAGCACUUCCAACAGGACCAACUUAGGAAGUCUGAGGAUUACAGGGAGAAAAGAAGAAGGACCAUGCCAGGCUGUCAGAUCUGGACUGGGUUUGCGCCGGUACUGCUGAUCUGUUGCUUUCUGCUGUUGGCAUCUGGUUCAAGGAAUGCACGCAUGAUCAGGAAGAGGGGACUCAACCAGAAGGACUACGAGUACCCCAACCAUCCUCAGACCGCUCAGCACCAGAAGAACGACCGCUGUCCUCCGCCACCGCAGAUGCUGCCCGAGCGAGCCUGUGAGGUGCCGGGCUGCCGGUCCGAUUCUGAAUGUGAGAGACACAAACGUUGCUGUUACAACGGCUGCAUCUACGCCUGCCUGGAGUCAGUGCAACCUCCACCCGUGCUGGACUGGUUGGUGCAGCCCAAACCACGGUGGUUAGGAGGAAACGGCUGGCUUUUAGAUGGACCAGAAGAAGUUCUGCAGGCUGAGGCCUGCAGCACCACAGAGGAUGGAGAUGAGCCUUUGCUUUGCCCAACUGGUUACGAAUGCCACAUUAUUAAUCCGGGAAACCCCUCGGCUGGGAUCCCAAAUCGAGGCCAGUGCAUCAAACAGCGUGGAAACUCAGAUGGACGUAGCCUGAGACACAAGUCCUUCAAAGAUUACAAGGAUUAUUUAGGAAGUAACUCCAACAAUGCAGUGAGCUAUGAGAAACAUCAGCACAAGCAUUUGGGCUGAGACAGUUUCCAGGACUGAAGUAAUCAGUAAGCACUGACCCUUAUACCUGAACCCCAACCAUCAACUUCAACAGAACUGCACAAGCCUUUCUCUUCAGCUUAAACCAGAGAUCGGUUUAUAUGUGGUGCUCUUUUUCUUAGGUGCUUAAUGUGGAGUGACAGAAAUGCAAAGCUAAAAUGUCCUACCUCUUGUAAAAGCCAAAAACAGACUACAAAAAGUAUCAAGGAACUUCUACAAGAACAUGUCUUGAACAUAUGCGUACUUUGGGUAAAAAGCAGAGUUAACUCUAUGUGAUUUGUGUUAAAAAAAGAUAUGUUGUGUGGUUUCUAUGCUGCUAGUCUUUUUUUACUUUAAACACCAAAACAGCUAAUGUAUGCUCUGCUCUGUUACUAUGUCUGUGGAUUUAACUUUUGCUACAGAAAUGCUUAAAUACUACACGAUUAGGUUUCUCCUUCAAAGUUUUAUAUUUGUUCAAAAAUCAUGUGUUUAGGUGCUUGCCGCAACUAGUUCAUCAUAACUAAGCAACUGUUCAUUUCCAGCUGUGCUCUAUCACUGCAAGCUAAUUGUUUCUCAUAUGGUGCUCCAAUCAAUAACUGUGGUUGUUGUUGUUUACUCAUUGUGCAGGUUUGUGUUUUACUCUACUGCUCUCUGAUAAGCUAUACAAGUCCGACGAUUGGGACAAACCACAGCUUUCGAUAAAGCAAAACAUUUGAAACUGGUGCUGCAUUACUGCCUUGUAAUUCCAAA
Messenger RNA from Labeo rohita (rohu), 1780 nucleotides. RefSeq names its product WAP four-disulfide core domain 1 (gene wfdc1). The coding region runs from base 383 to 1033 and encodes 216 amino acids. Gene Ontology annotation, cellular component: extracellular region. Lineage: Eukaryota; Metazoa; Chordata; Actinopteri; Cypriniformes; Cyprinidae. Gene Ontology annotation, biological process: regulation of cell growth. The transcript has 8 exons. The record is from RefSeq and is a predicted model, not a curated record. Gene Ontology annotation, molecular function: peptidase inhibitor activity.